This is a messenger RNA of Meriones unguiculatus (Mongolian gerbil), 2486 nucleotides long. RefSeq names its product carcinoembryonic antigen-related cell adhesion molecule 1-like. The transcript has 8 exons. Gene Ontology annotation, molecular function: protein tyrosine kinase binding. The record is from RefSeq and is a predicted model, not a curated record. Gene Ontology annotation, cellular component: plasma membrane; cell surface. Gene Ontology annotation, biological process: signal transduction; regulation of immune system process. Lineage: Eukaryota; Metazoa; Chordata; Mammalia; Rodentia; Muridae. Bases 122 to 2443 code for a protein of 773 amino acids.
AGAAUGAGCUCAGCCCAGACACACAGAGGACAGAAGAACUGACAGAAGCACAGUGGGUUUGGGAGCAGUGCUGGAUCCUGAGCUCUUCCCCACAGAGGGAGGACAGGGCUAAUAACUGAUCAUGGAGCCCCCUUCAGCCCUUCUCUCAACCUGUGUCCCCUGGCAGGGGCUGCUGCUUACAGCCUCCCUCCUGGCCGCGUGGAGCGCGCCCGCCGGCGCGGAGCCAGCCAGCGCGGAGCCCGCCGUGGAGCCCCAGCCACGCGCCGUGCUGGAGGGGGGCGCCGUGGUCCUGCGCGCCCGCGGCCUGCCCGCCGGCCUCCUCGGCUUCGCCUGGUUCCGGGGCGAGGGCUCGCUGGACGACGACCUGCUGCUGGCCUACGACGCGCGGGCCGGGGACACCAGGCUGGGCAGGCGGCACAGCGGCCGCGAGGCGCUGCUGGACGACGGGUCGCUGACGCUGCGCAACCUCACGCUGGAGCAGGCCGGCCUGUACACGCUCACCGCGCGCUCCGCCCGCCUCGGCCCCAGAUCCGCCUCCGCCCACCUCUCCGUGUACCGUAAGCCGCGCUCCAGGCCCCAGCAGCGGCCGAGAGCCCGCGUGAGCAAGCCCUCCGUGAGCAGCACGCGCAGGGCCGCCGUGGAGGGCGGCGACGCCGUGGAGCUGACGUGCGGCCCCCGCUCCCCGAACACGACCUACGCGUGGCGGCUGAACGGCCGGGAGCUGCCUGGCGACCGGGCCGUCGCCCUGUCCCGGGGCAACACCACCCUCACUCUCCUCGACGUGUCCAGGCGCUUUGGGGGGCGCUACGAGUGCGAGGCCGCCAACCCGCUGAGCGCCUCCCGGAGCGACCCCCUCACCCUGGACAUCCUCUACGGCCCGGACACCCCGGAGAUAUUUCCCCCGGACAAGUACUUUGAGGAGGGACGGAGCCUGUGGCUCUCGUGCCAGGCCGAGUCCCACCCCCGGGCGCACUACUCCUGGAGCAUCAACAGAGGACCGUGGGAGGCCAAGGAGGAGGUGCUGGUCCCCAAGGCCAGCCUGCAGGACAGCGGGCUGUACGCCUGCCUGGCCACCAACCCGGCCACGGGCCACAGAAGCUCCAAGGUCAAGGCGGUCACCGUAGUGGAGGAAUUGCCAAAGCCCCACAUCCAGAUCAAAAACAAGACCGUCCUGGAGAACCACCUGGUCGACCUGACCUGCGAGCCGGAGAGGGCCGGCGUUUCUGUCUGGUGGACGUUCAACAACCAGAGGCUGACGGCCACAGACAGGGUGAGCUUCUCCCAGAGCAACAGGCGGCUCACCAUCGACCCCAUCACGAGGAAGGACGCAGGCAUCUACCAGUGCGGGGUGUCCAACCCCCUCAUCUCCAGGACCAGCGACCCCGUCAACCUGGCUGUGCUCUACGAGCCGAGCAGAGGCCUGCCGAUGUCCGCGCCGCUGGCUGCCGCCCUGGUGGCCGAGGUCCUGGCUGGGCUGGCCAUCCUCGCAGGCCUGGCCUACUUCGCAUUUUUCAAGAGACUCGACAGUCGGAGCCGCAAAGGAAAACGUAGGAGGAAACGAAAGAAAGAGAAGGAAGAGAGAGAGCGGCGGGAGACGGUAGGUCGGACAGCGUCUGCCGGGACCACGGUGGGGAAAGAGAGCCAGCCAGACACAAGCGUGUGCGAAGACCGCGUGCGGAGCCGCGAAGAGAGCAGCUCUCCGGGCCUCACCCCGCCGCAGCCCCCGCCCGGCACCAGGCAGAGGAACGGCGCGACAGGGACGCACGCCAGGCAGGGCCUGCUUAGCCAGGAGGAGGGGACGGGGAGGAAGGAGGCUCCGCCACGGCGCGCCAGGCGGCUCGGCCGAGGCGUGCCUGGUGGGAGGCAGGCGGCUCCGCGGCGGUGUGCGUGGUGUGACUGGUGGCUCAGCCAAGGUGUGAAGGAGACCCAGCUGAAGUGCGAAGGCACAGCCAGGACACCAAGCUGGAAUCGCCAGCUCCAGGCUCCUCCCCAGCUCAGGAGCCAAACAAGCACGCCGGUGUCUUCCAUGUCCUUAGGGCCAGGAGUGAGCGCUCGCGCGGCAGGGACGGCGGAGGCCGGCCACCCGAGGGUGGACCUGCCCCUCCCCGCCCUCGGCCGCGGGCCUCACCCCUGCCGGCCACGGGAGGCCAAGCCAGCGCCGAGCAGGCUGCCCCCGGGGACACCAGCUCCCUGCCCCCUGGAGGCCCUGGGCGCUCGCUCUCCCUCGGGAGCCCCGACUGUGUGCUCCGGGCACCAUGGCCGCUGCGUCCCUCCUCCUCCUCCUCGGAGCAUCACCGACAGUGUCCCCGAGCAAAGAAGAGCCCGGGCCCCCAGGACGGGGAGGACGACACCGAAGAACCCCAGCCCCCGGCCUCACCACUUCCCCUCUGGUCCUCACACGCUGGCCAAGCAGAGCAGACUCUGGAGGACGCAAAUUCUCUGAUGACUGUGGCAUCACCCCCUCCACCCCAUCACCACCUCCACCC